GCGCUGAGAGUCACGCAGUGAGCUCGCGCACAUCCUCUCCAUCCGCGUCAUUAAUAUUGUCAGUCUUAAUGACGGGAAUAGAUGCGUUUCGACAAAAUUAGACUGUGAUUUAUAACUCCAAGUUUAACUUGAUGAUAUUCUGCGCGACUGGAGGGAACUUCAGAGGAGAUUGACGGAGAAUAACCCGAAUCAUUCACGUAGUUAUGUCGUGAUGGCUCCGCCCCAAAGGAGGCGUUCCCUCGGCCCUGUCUCACCCAAGCGCAUCUAUAGGAGCCUGUCACUCAAACUGAAGGGCGGGGCUUCCCCCAGUGAGGCGGAGCCGUCUGAUUGGAGGAGGCGGCUGAGCAGAGGACCAGCGGAGUACUCGUGUCUGUGGGAUGCGCUGGAGAAUGAAGACACCCUCGCAGUCCAGCAUCUGUUAUCCAGAGAGCGAGUUACAGAAGCACAGGUGAACGGCGUCAGUGAACUCGGCCUGGUGCCGCUGGACGUGGCCGCUCUUACCCAUAAUGCACCACUGCUGCAGGUGCUGGUGAAGGCCGGAGGCAAACACAACCCCACCUUGAGCUCGACCUCUGAUUGGUCGCUGAAGCUGGACGAGCUGGUGUCAUUAGCCGAGCAGAAGCAGGAGGAGUGGAGGGCGGAGCUUCUGCUGAGAGUGAAGGCGGAGCUUCAGUCACAGACAGACGUGCAGAAGAACGUAGAUUUGUGGACGCGGCGGUGGGAACUUUACCGUCGCAUGAGGGACAGAUUCCACACAACCGCUCCGCCCAGGCCGCCCGCUGGAGCCGUCCUGCUGGUGAUGAGUAACAGCUGUCUGUGUGUGCGAGUCUCUGAACCCACCGGUCAGACGCACGGACUCAUCACCCGAUACAGAGUUGAGUGGAGCUCUUCGUCCUGUUUUCAUCCUCUGAGUGGCACUGGAUUCAUCACAGACACCAGAAGCCCAGAGUUUAGCAUCACGGGACUCCAGACUGGUGUGCAGUAUUACGUGCGGGUCAGUGCGUAUAACGUCAGAGGUUGGGGUCCGUUUGUGAGCAGCAGCCCCCCGUGUGUCGCCCCGUCCAGCUGGAGCUCAUGCUGCGGUGUGACGGUGAGACGCAGGAAUCCAGCCGCAGCUGUCAGGAGAAUCUCACUGCAGAUCAGAGAGCCCACACUCAGCGAAAGCAGGAGCUCAGUGAAGAGAGUGUCUGUGUCUCGUGGUCUGAAGCAACUCUUUCACUCCAGCAGGUUCGUUCGGCUCUUACAGAGGGGUGUGUACCUGGCGAGUGUGUUCUCUCAGAAGGACAGUGUUCUGGUGACGGCUGAUGAUCAGCUCCCUCUGGUGGAGAUCCAGAGCUGCUCCAGGUCCGUCACGCAGGACUUCCUGUGGUUCUGUAAGCUGUCGUGUGCGUGGACACAGGUGCCGCGGCUGCUGCAGGUGCUGUCCUCUUCAUCGCUCUCCUCGUCUUCAUCAUUGCUGCAGAACAGACUCAGUUUCCUGCGGGCCGUCGCACAGCUGCAGGCCUCGGUGGGGUGUGUGGAUCUGGGUCAGGUGUAUUUCGAGCCGCUGAAGGACCGGCAGGGGAACGUGCUGCUGGUGACCCUGAGAGAGGUCACGACCCCGCUGACCCCGUCUGACCCCCCGCUGCACUGGCUUCCUGUCAGCAGCCUGGAGAGAAACCAGAGCGAGACGCCAUUACUGCCCGAACCCUCGGCCGUAGAGCUGCUGACACACAGACUCAAGGAGAUGCUGGCGUAUCACAGGAGGAGUCAGCAGAGGGCUCAGCCCGGUCUGUAUGUGGGCAUCCUGAAGCUCUGCAGCUCUGUGGAUCAGCUCCGCAUCCUGGUCCCGCAGAGAUUACCCAACAUGCCCUGCCACUGCCGCGUCAGGAACCGGCCACACGUGUCACGGGAGGAGUGGGCGUGGCUACAGCAGCAUGCGGUGGGCGGGGCCUGUGCCAGUCAGGAGGGCGGGGAUGACGCUGUGAUUGACAGCUCAGGUGUGGAGGACUUCGUGAAGGCGCUGAGAUCUGCAGUGACUCAACUGCUGACCAAACUCAAUGUCCCUCUGGAGCGGGCGAGUGAGUACCGUGUCUACACGCAGGAGCUGCUGCAGGUUGGUGAUCAGGUGUGUGUGAUUCUCCUGCUGCCGCCCUGUGAGGAGUUCAGAUCCCGUCAGCGUCCAGCUGAAGGAGCCCAGCACACCCUCACCGUCCCCAUGCACUACUUUGAGCUCGUGCACCUGUGGGCGUAUGAGCGGGAUCUGCUGUCUCAGUACUGUCAGCUGUGGCUCAGACUGGAGCUGGACGUGCGUCUUUCCCAGCAGGCUUUGAGAGAAGCGCUGGACACUGAAGAGCUGCAGGAGGCCACGGAGAGACUGGCACACGUAACACAGAUGGCACAGAGUCUGUCUGCUCUGUGGAGCGAGAGCCGCUGGCUGAUGGACGUCAUUCAGACGCUGCGCUCCAAACACUCCGAGGGGGCGGUGCCUCUGGGGCGGGUCAUGACCUCACGGCCAAUCAGAACAGCCGCUAAUGAGGACACGCCCCCUGCUUUACAUACUGUAGAACAGAUGCACACAGCAGAGGUCAUGGGGUCAGAGGUCAGCGCUCCUGUGGAGGUCACAGACGGGGUCAUGUGUCCGGAGACGCCCCCCUCACACUACACCGAUGAGCCCCGUUCCCAUGGAAGCAGCAGCCGUCGCCAUGGAAGCAGCCUCCGGCAGAUGCACUCAUGUCCUGAGCUCAGUGACCCGGCCGCCUCACAUCCCAUAAUGCCCUCGGACGGCAGUCAGGAGCUGCUGACGGAGAUGAUGGACCUGUUCCAGAGCCUGGACCUGCUGGGAGGCAGUCUGACAGACCUCCAGGAGCUGGACUGGAGCGACCCCGAGCCCGAACUGCAGAACCAGGAGCAGGAAGACAGCAGCGUGACCCGCAGGGGGCAUCCCGUCAGGAGUCUGGUGGAGUGGGUCAAGUCCACCGUCUAAACACAGUCUGGACCAGUGAUGGACCAAAACCACUGCCAAUCAUCUGAUUAAAAAUAGUAGUUCAGUGCACGUAACACAAUGCCAAAGUCAGGUGAUUUCAGUAAACAA
Molecule: messenger RNA, 3073 nt
Organism: Carassius carassius (crucian carp)
Lineage: Eukaryota; Metazoa; Chordata; Actinopteri; Cypriniformes; Cyprinidae
Product: ankyrin repeat and fibronectin type-III domain-containing protein 1-like
Exons: 18
Coding region: 212-2965 (917 amino acids)
Biological process (GO): regulation of establishment of bipolar cell polarity; establishment of mitotic spindle orientation
Cellular component (GO): spindle
Molecular function (GO): protein binding
Source: RefSeq, a predicted model, not a curated record